UGCAAACGAAGAACGACCAGCGUUACUAUGAGAACAGGCAGUGCUGUAACGUAUGUCCAGUAUCCUGUUUUGUCGAUUUUAUACAAAUAUUUAAUUAUAUGGAUUUUUUAGUUCCAACGGGAAUGUGUGAUGAUGAGGUAACAAUGAUAUUAGAACUCUUUAGAAUAGUCUGCUGGACUGCAUCUUUAAAAAAAGUGACUUUUACUAUAUCAAAUUGUAUGCCCCGCCUUCCCUUAUCAACUGUCCUCUGUCGGGGACUGUUUGAAGGCUCUUGAGCAGCUGCUGAGUGACUGACUUACAGGAUUUACUCGAUUUUUUUUCACUUUUCACUCACUUCCUGUAUCCCAAGUAAAAGAGACAAGCUACCUUACUUUCUUCACCUGGUUCAGUGUCUAGUCAAGCUUAAAGAGACAUGAAGAUUGCUGUGAUUGGACAGAGCUUGUUUGGGCAGGAGGUUUAUAAGGAACUGGUGAAGGAAGGACACCAGAUUGUGGGUGUUUUCACAAUCCCUGACAAAGAUGGAAAAGCUGACCCCUUAGCUACAGAGGCGGAGAAGGACGGCGUGCCAGUGUUUAAAUUCCCCCGAUGGAGGCUGAAAGGGAAGGCCAUCCCUGAGGUGGUAGAUCAGUACAAGGCUGUGGGAGCGGAGCUUAAUGUGAUGCCUUUCUGCUCGCAGUUCAUCCCCAUGGAAGUCAUUGACUUCCCCAAGCACGGCUCCAUAAUUUACCACCCUUCCCUGCUGCCUCGACACAGGGGCGCCUCGGCCAUCAACUGGACCCUGAUCCAUGGGGAUAAGAAAGGCGGUUUCACACUUUUCUGGGCGGACGAUGGGCUGGACACAGGCCCCAUCCUCCUGCAGAGAGAGUGUAAUGUGGAGCCCAAUGACACAGUGAACACCAUCUACAACAGGUUCCUCUUCCCAGAGGGGGUUAAAGGCACAGUGGAGGCUGUGAGACUCAUUGAACAGGGGCAAGCUCCAAGGAUAACACAGCCAGAGGAUGGAGCCACCUAUGAGGGAAUCCAAAAGAAAGAGAAUGCAAAGAUCAAUUGGGACCAGCCUGCUGAAGUUCUUCACAACUGGAUUCGAGGGAACGACAAAGUGCCAGGAGCCUGGGCAGAGGUGGAUGGCCAGAAAGUGACUUUCUAUGGUUCUUCAAUGAUGGACACCACUACUGUACCUGAUGGUCAGUCUCUUGAGAUACCAGGAGCCAGCAAACCAGGACUGGUUACUAAAAAUGGGCUGGUCUUGUUUGGUAAUGACGGCAAGAUGCUGUUGGUGAAGAACCUGCAGUUUGACGAUGGAAAGAUGAUUGCUGCAUCUCAGUAUUUCCACUCUGGCGACAGUGCCUCUGUGGAGCUGACAGAUCAAGAGAAGCGCUUUGCUGAAGAGUUACGGGCCAUCUGGAAAGGUAUUCUGACAAACGUAGAUGUAAUAGAACACUCAACUGACUUCUUCAAGUCUGGUGCAGCGUCCAUGGAUGUUGUAAGGCUAGUUGAGGAGGUGAAACUGAAGGGAGCUGGGCUGCAGAUCCAGAACGAGGAUGUCUACAUGGCCACCACCUUCCAGGAGUUCGUUCAGAUGCUUGUGCGGAAGCUGCGAGGAGAGGACGCAGAGGGGGAGCUGCAAGUCGAUUACGUUGAGAUGAAUGUGAACAACAUGACUGUCAAGAUGCCUCACCAGCUUUUCAUUAACGGCCAAUUUGUUGAUGCGGAGGGAGGGAAAACUUACCAGACCAUUAACCCUACAGAUGGAACAGCCAUUUGUAACGUAUCCUUGGCCCAAGUCUCUGAUGUUGACAAAGCUGUUGCCGCAGCAAAAGAAGCCUUUGAGAAUGGCGAGUGGGGAAAGAUGAAUGCCCGAGACCGAGGGAGGCUGAUUUACAGACUGGCUGACCUCAUGGAAGAGAACCAAGAGGAGCUGGCCACCAUUGAAGCCAUUGACUCAGGUGCUGUUUACACCCUCGCUCUGAAGACACAUGUGGGAAUGUCCAUCCAGACCUUCCGCUACUUUGCAGGCUGGUGUGACAAGAUACAGGGCAGUACCAUCCCCAUCAACCAAGCUCGGCCCAAUCGAAAUCUGACUUUCACAAGGAGGGAGCCAAUCGGGGUGUGUGGAAUUGUUAUUCCAUGGAACUACCCCCUCAUGAUGCUGGCCUGGAAGGCAGCUGCCUGCUUAGCUGCUGGCAACACAGUUGUAUUAAAACCAGCCCAGGUCACCCCACUUACUGCUAUCAAGUUUGCAGAGCUAACCGCAAGGGCAGGAUUUCCUAGGGGAGUGAUCAACAUUCUCCCUGGAGCAGGUUCCCUGGUAGGACAGAGGCUUUCAGACCAUCCAGAUGUUCGCAAAAUAGGGUUUACAGGCUCCACUCCAAUAGGAAAACAAAUUAUGAAAAGCUGUGCAGUGAGCAAUGUAAAGAAGGUGUCUCUGGAGCUGGGAGGGAAAUCCCCACUCAUUAUAUUCAGUGACUGUGACAUGGACAAGGCUGUGCGCAUGGGGAUGAGCUCUGUGUUCUUCAACAAAGGAGAAAACUGUAUUGCUGCUGGCAGGCUUUUUGUGGAAGAAUCAAUUCAUGAUGCGUUUGUGAGGAGAGUGGUGGAGGAGGUGAAGAAAAUGAAAAUUGGGGACCCCUUGGACAGGUCAACUGACCACGGCCCCCAAAAUCACAAGGCCCAUCUUGAGAAGCUGAUCCAGUACAGCCAGACUGGGGUGAAGGAAGGAGCCCAUCUGGUAUAUGGAGGCAAGCAGGUAGAUCGCCCAGGGUUUUUCUUCGAGCCCACAAUAUUUACCAAUGUGGAGGACCACAUGUACAUUGCUAAGGAGGAGUCCUUUGGGCCCAUCAUGAUAAUCUCCAGAUUCGAAGAUGGAGAUAUUGAUGGCGUUCUGAAACGGGCCAAUGAUACAGAGUUUGGCCUGGCAUCUGGAGUGUUUACCAAGGACAUCAACAAAGCGCUGUACGUCAGUGAGAAGCUGCAGGCAGGCACAGUGUUUAUCAACACCUACAACAAGACAGAUGUGGCAUCUCCCUUUGGAGGCUUCAAGCAAUCUGGCUUUGGAAAAGAUCUGGGUGAAGAAGCACUUAAUGAAUACUUGAAGACGAAAGCUGUGACUAUAGAAUACUAACAGACAAGGACACAUACUGUCAAUUCUCCAGAGCCAGCGCUACAUAAUCUAAACACAAGAGAAACUAACAAAAUAUUUUUUUUCUUUGUUUUUAAUUUUUUUCCCCAAAAUACAUUUGAAGCACAUUUGUCUGGCACAGAUCCCAAAACUCCUCCUGUCCUUCAGUGUAAUUCUUUAUAAGUUUAUUUUGGGUUUUACCAUUUACAAAAAUCAGAACUUAAAGGUAAGAAAUGUGACGGGACGAUUUGGUCAUUCUAGUAUGUUUGGAUGCUAGUAGAUAAUUUGAAGAUUUCAUCAGACAAGAUGGGUAUCUCAUUUUAGACUUCCACAACACUUUUUGAAAAAAAAACCCCACCUUUGUUCUCAAGUUUAAAUGAAUGUACUUCCCCUUCAGAGAGAGGAUCAUUUUUUUUUGCCCUCUGGUUUAUGCUUCUUUGUUGAAUCCACCAAAUGUCCAUUGGGUAGACUUUGAGGAUUUUGAAUACUUGAAUUGCAUUCUCUGCUAGUCUUCUCUGCUCAAGAUUAUAAAGACCCAGAUCUUUUAACCUGUCAGAGUAGUGGACUCUUCAAGUUUAGAAAUAUACUGUAUCUGCUUACUCUUCUCUGGACACACACACCCCCCCUGCUGUACGGCCGAUUCCACAACAACUAUAAAUACAAUGACCAAAAAUAGUGCACACUGUUCUAUAUGAGGUCUUAUUAAUACAUUGUACAUAUUUAUAACAUAACAGCACUUGAUUUAAUUUCUACACUUUUGAACUAUAUAUUCUAAUAUUCUGCUUGCCUUAUAUUCCUUCCAUUUUUCUGUGAUUCCAAUGCCAUCAUGAUGCAUCAUCAUCUCAUGUAGAUUUUGUCCUAAAAUGAUUGGAGCUUCUGUCAUUUGGAAUUGAACUGUUUAAUAACCAAAAGAUUUGAUUAGAAGUUAAAUCUAUAACCUAUGUUUAGAAUGGACAAAAUACUGAAUGAUUAAAAUAAGUUUCUAAUUGUGUUCAAUAGAGCACUGUAUAAUAAUGUGAAUUUGACAAAAAUGGUUCAAAUUUAUCUGAAAGGACCCUGUUUUUGGAACUAUUGCUCAUAAUGGAUGAUGUAGAAGUGUUCUGUACUAAAAUGCAUUUAGUUUAGAAAAGUGAUCAGAAAUCAUAAUAACUAUAAUCCCAUAAAUGCCAUAUGCAGUCUUAUACAUAAUUUAAAAGCCUGUCAGAAUAUGUCAUUGAAGUCAUACUGUAAUUAAAUACUGUAAUACUGUAAUUAAAACCCCAUUAAAAUUACAGUUCACACUG
Messenger RNA from Lepisosteus oculatus (spotted gar), 4401 nucleotides. It is a transcript of the gene aldh1l1, whose product is annotated as aldehyde dehydrogenase 1 family, member L1. Gene Ontology annotation, molecular function: aldehyde dehydrogenase (NAD+) activity; formyltetrahydrofolate dehydrogenase activity. Gene Ontology annotation, biological process: 10-formyltetrahydrofolate catabolic process; biosynthetic process; one-carbon metabolic process. NCBI's taxonomy places the organism in Eukaryota, Metazoa, Chordata, Actinopteri, Semionotiformes, Lepisosteidae. Gene Ontology annotation, cellular component: cytoplasm. The record is from RefSeq and is a predicted model, not a curated record.